Meriones unguiculatus (Mongolian gerbil) is the source of this 2012-nucleotide messenger RNA. RefSeq names its product immunity-related GTPase family M protein 3-like. The record is from RefSeq and is a predicted model, not a curated record. Gene Ontology annotation, biological process: defense response; cellular response to interferon-beta. The coding region runs from base 695 to 1717 and encodes 340 amino acids. Gene Ontology annotation, molecular function: GTP binding; GTPase activity. NCBI's taxonomy places the organism in Eukaryota, Metazoa, Chordata, Mammalia, Rodentia, Muridae. The transcript has 3 exons. Gene Ontology annotation, cellular component: endoplasmic reticulum membrane.
GGAAAUGAAACUGAAAGCUGUUCUGGCAGCAGGCCCCUCCCCUUGGGGGGAGGCAGGCAGGGCUUAUACCUAGACAUUAAGGAGUUGGAUCAAGGGCCCGGUAGAGCAGCGCCUGAGAAGAAACCCAGGAGCUCAGGUUGCCUUUCAGCUGCUCCCCUCUCCCCUCCUCGCUCUCUCCAGGAGGACCCCUGGGCCCCCACACCUCGAUUCUCUCCCUCCUGACCAUCCCGGGCCUGGAUUGCAGCUUUGUAAGGCUUCUGAGCAGUAGGUUCUGAAGAAGAUCACAAGGCUUGUAAGAGACCCUCGAGGUCCAGGCCCGCAGACGUAGACCUUCAUACUGCCUAACGUGGAAGGGGGAAGGAAGAGCCAGAGGAGCACCAGCCCAGAGCUCUGAGCUGAGACUACCGAGUCAUCAGCCAGACAGCAGAGAGCUGUGGAGAGAGCGUACCAUGGAUUCAGUCCUGAUGUUACCACACAUGGCCUGGAAGGUGGGUAGCAUGCCCAACGCACCCUCAGGAAACUGAGGCUUGCAAAGAGCGGGGCUUUCACGCUUUUCACAACAAAGGCAAAAUCCAACACGGAUAGCGAGUCCUCCUACAGCAGCCAGAUCGAUUUCUCCAGAGAAGCUGAGGGCAUUAGUAAGGCUGUGGCAGAGGGGAAGUUACUGGACGUGAUUUAUAUAGCCAGAGACGUGAUGCAGACAAUGUCGAGAUACCGAGUGAAAAUCGCUGUGACCGGGGACUCCGGCAAUGGCAUGUCUUCCUUCAUCAAUGCCAUUAGAGGCAUUGGACACGAGGAGGUGGAUUCAGCUCCCACCGGGGUGGUGAGGACCACCCAAGUACCGGCCUGUUACUCCUCCUCCAGCUUUCCCAAUGUGGAGCUGUGGGACCUGCCCGGCACAGGGGCCACGGCCCAGAGCAUCGAGGACUACAUGGAGGAGAUGCGGUUCGACGCCUACGACCUUUUCAUCAUCGUCGCAUCUGAGCAGUUCAGCUCGAAUCACAUGAAGCUGGCCAAAGCUGUGCAGGAGAUGGGGAAGAGGUUCUACGUUGUCUGGACCAAGCUGGACAGGGACCUCAGCACGAGUGCCCUCUCUGAAGCCCAGCUACUGCAGAGCAUCCGAAGGAAUAUCCAGGAGAAUCUCCAGAUGGAGCAGGUGAAGGAGCCGCCCAUAUUCCUGCUAUCUAGCUUUAGUCCUUCUUUUCACGACUUCCCAGAGCUUAGACACACUCUGCAGAAAGACCUCGAUGGCGUCAGGUACAGAGAUACCUUAGAGGCCCUCUCUCAGAUCUGUGACGACAGCAUCAGCAGUAAGGAGUUGAUGCUGAAGGGUCGGAUGCCCACCACACACCUGGAGGUGGCUGUUAGCCCCGUGUACGAUUCUGCUGACCUCGAGGAGGCUCUGGAAACCUACCAGAAGCUCUUUGGCGUGGAUGAUGGGUCACUUCAGCAGGUGGUCCAGAGUACGGGGACAUGGACCAUGCAAAGCCAGGACUUGCUCAAGAUGGACAGGAGACUGGAACUGAUGACGUCUUUUGUCAUGGUCAUGAUCUUCAGGUUUCUUGGGUGGUCGUGGUGGUUUGGCUUGUGGAAUUUUUUCAUCCGUGGCUUCAGACACCAGAGACACAGGCUCAUCCUUAGACUAGUUGCUAAGAACACCAAGGCCCGCCUGAGGAGAGCGCUCAGGGACUAUGCCCUCCCCUCUGAUUCCUUCUGAGAAGGGUCUGGCUUACCCUCAAGUGAAAUCCAGGCUGCCUCAGGGUCUUCCCUUUGCUUAGGGCUCUAGCUAUCCACUAGAAAGCAGGAACUGUAGGGACACUUUGUAAUAACGCUUAAUAUUUUUAGAGGAGGUAGGAAAAUUGCUCACCUUCCUAUGUUCAACUCAAGUACCUUGUUCUUUCAAAGAGCAAGUUUCUGCCGAGGUAAUCGGCCAAGUCCUCCUAGUUCAUGGGUUUUUAUGCUUUCAGUUUUCAUUGUAACACACGUUUAAAUAAAACGAUUUCCAUCCUAAA